GCUAUGCUCACGUACAUGGAAGUUCAUCUGUACUUUACUUUGCCUCUACUGGCGAUCCUCAUGCUCGUUCACAAGCCCUUUACCUCUACGUUAACCAACUUCAAGCUUUUGUUUCUGUGCAUGGUCGCAAUGACAACUGCGUCGAUAUGGGAUAACUAUAUUGUCUAUCACAAUGCUUGGUGGUAUUGCCCUACUUGCGUUAUAGCGGUUAUUGGAUAUGUGCCUUUGGAAGAGUACAUGUUCUUUAUCAUCAUGACUGUGAUAACUGUCCACUUUACAUCACUGGUGAUGCGAUGGCAGUUACCUGUGUUAUCUAUCAAUCCUUCUACCAGCAAGUUGACUUGUGAUCUAUCGAGAUAUGUGCCGUUUUUUGGAUUAAUGGGACUUGGCAUAGUUUCAUGGUUUUGGGCUAUACCAAACACUCCCUUCUUUUAUGGUUGCUGCAUCCUAUUUUAUACUCUGCCGGUGUUAGCAGUCCUUUGGUAUGGCUCAGGUCUAUACAUUGCUCGACGUUUCAAGGCUGUGAUGGUAUCCGUUAUGGUUCCUACUGCACUUCUUUGCAUUGUGGACAUUGUCGCGCUGCGGGCUGGCGUGUGGCACAUAAACGAGAAAACGUCCACUGAAAUUUUCGUGGUUCCCGAUCUGCCAUUGGAGGAGUUUGGAUUCUUUUUAUUGGUCAAUACUGUGAUUGUCUUUGCCUGCUGUGCUAUCGAUCGUACGAAUGCUAUCAUUCAUACCUUCCCAUACCUCUACUCCAAGGACGCAGACGUACAAAUGGACGUCCAAAAUACCUUCUCUCUGACCUAUCUAUCGGCUUUGCUGACCUGCUUCACUUACCAAGACAACGAGUUGCCCCUUCAACCCAUACAAGAUUUGAAGUCCAGCUUGCAAGUUCUCUCUCAAGCGUCCAAGUCGUUCACUACUGCAUCCGCCGCCUUUUCAUUCGAUGUUCGCCAAGACCUUUGUAUCCUAUAUGGGUUCUGUAGAGCCACCGACGAGAUUGCAGACGGUGAAGGCAGUCUCUCGGAUCGGCAGGAGAGGUUGACGUUUCUCAUUGAGUUCAUUGAUACGCUUUUCAGUCAACCGCAUUAUGGCCUCAGCUCCCCGCUUCCUUCCUAUAUUGAGUGGGACAAAUAUGCUCAUUUACCCGGUGACGUCUUGGCUAUGUUCCGAGCUGUCAGUCGCAUGGUGCAUUAUCUACCCCGAAAACCUUUUGAUGAGCUGAUCGAUGGCUACACCUGGGAUAUUAAGGGCCGUACUGUGGAAAACCAAGAAGAUUUACUUCGUUACUGCAACAAUGUGGCAAGUAGCGUAGGCGACCUAUGCACCGCAGUUAUCAUGUACCGGACUGGGCGCGGCAAUUGGAGGCUGGGUGAAUACCGGUCGGAGUGGAUAAUCAAGAGAGCCAGAGAAAUGGGUCAGGUUUUGCAGCUUGUCAAUAUCGCAAGAGACAUCGUUACCGACUCUCAAACGCUCGGAAGAUGCUAUAUUCCCCUAACCUAUCUGCAAGACCCAAUGAUGGAACUGGAUUUACUCAAUCAUGGCAAAGCUCGUCAUAUCUCUGAUGGGAACCUAAGAAGAUAUGCAUUGCGGAUUUUAGCUUUGGCCGACAAAUUAGCAGUCAGCGGUAGUCGGGGGAUCGACCUCCUACCAAUGGAAGCUCGCAGAGGAGUCUGGGCCGCAUGCCAAGUGUACAGUGGUAUCGGAAAAAAACUUCGUGAACAACAUGGCUACCCCUCUCGAGCUCAUCUGAACACUUGGGAGAGAUGUUGGGUAGCGCUACGUUGUCUGUACGGUCUACAUCAAAAAACCACAAACACACGCUCUCGGAUGACUAUUUGGAAGAUCUAUUAAUAUAAUAUGCGUUUUCAUAUAAGCUGUAGUUGACUUCGGUUACAUUUUUACAAAAAUUUGAUAGAAAUAGAAAAAUUGUGUGAUCAUGCAUGCUUCCUUGUGCUGAUGC
Molecule: messenger RNA, 1963 nt
Organism: Umbelopsis ramanniana AG
Lineage: Eukaryota; Fungi; Mucoromycota; Umbelopsidomycetes; Umbelopsidales; Umbelopsidaceae
Exons: 3
Coding region: 4-1854 (616 amino acids)
Biological process (GO): biosynthetic process
Molecular function (GO): geranylgeranyl diphosphate synthase activity; intramolecular lyase activity
Source: RefSeq, a predicted model, not a curated record